Molecule: messenger RNA, 1750 nt
Organism: Linepithema humile (Argentine ant)
Lineage: Eukaryota; Metazoa; Arthropoda; Insecta; Hymenoptera; Formicidae
Source: RefSeq, a predicted model, not a curated record
GUUAUUGUAUGCGAUUCUGCCUGUGAACGAACCGAAAUAAAUCGAACGACGCGAAGUCGAUCAGCAGUACGGCGUUCGCUGGAUGUGAGCAUAGUAUUUCGUGUCAGUAAUGAUCAAAACGAACUGUCGCUAUCGCCGUCGUUGUUUGUGGCACUGUGCGAAGACGAAGCAGCCGUAAUCCGCUCAGUUGGUGCUCCGAACUCGCAAGAUAAAGAGAGGACCGAGAACUCCGCGUCGUCGUUGCUCGUUGCAGCGGUCACGGAUGCAUAUGGAGCUGAUUCAACUGUUGCGACAUAAAAAUAUCGAAGCCAUUAUCUCGGUUGCGCUCUCAAAUGCAGUUAUUCGAGCUGUUGCACAUGAUUCGUAUAAAACCGAUUUAAUCGUCAAACUAAAUGGCAAUGACAAAAUUUUUUACAAGGUGUUCCCGAAUCGGCGCUGUCUGAACCAGCUUAAUAGCUGAUCGGAGCACGAAGCGGCGGUGAACGGGGCUACUAUCGCACCACCACCCCGCGUUUCGGAGAAAUUCAGUCUCGUGUCUGCUAGAUAAAAAGAGAAAAAGAAAACACAAAUUUCAGGGGAUAAAGGAAACUGCAUCCUUGUGCUUGGCAAAAGGCUAGAAGAUAGGAACAAGGACAAAGUCCUCUCUCACUCGCUUGGAUACAUCAUCAUGGUGAAAACUUUUCAAGCGUACCUACCUUCUUGUCAUCGCACUUAUUCGUGCAUUCACUGCCGUGCUCAUCUCGCCAAUCAUGACGAACUUAUCUCUAAGUCCUUCCAAGGCAGUCAAGGUCGUGCCUAUCUCUUCAAUUCCGUGGUGAAUGUAGGUUGCGGUCCUGCAGAAGAGCGAGUUUUAUUAACCGGACUGCACGCUGUCGCUGAUAUCUACUGCGAGUGUUGCAAAACUACUUUAGGAUGGAAAUAUGAACAUGCGUUCGAAUCAAGUCAGAAAUAUAAAGAAGGAAAGUUUAUAAUCGAACUUGCCCACAUGAUCAAGGAGAAUGGAUGGGAAUGAACAGCCGAGGGGAAAACGGAGAAGUUCCCCAUGCCUCUCAUCAAAUUUUUCCUGAGAAUGCCUACAACGUUGUUCUAAUUGCAAUGUGCGGCCCCUUUCUAUUCGAACCACCAACGAAAGUCUGUGAUUUCAUUUGUGAUUUAUAAUCUUAGUAAUCUUCGUUUCGGACAAUUUAACAUCGGUUUGCUUCUGAUCAAAUCGAAUAAGCGAAGGUAUUUGCGGCGAUCCGUAUUCGCCGAUGGACGUAUCACCACGUAUAAAGAAAUUAUUUUUCAAAAGAAGAAAAUGAAAAGAAUAGAGUUAAAACAAUGAUGUUUAGUAACGGUGGAAUAUAAUGAUGAAGGUGCCAUGGUGGAUAUAAAGAAGCGAGAUUGCUCGGUACGAGCAGUGGGGUGCCCCUCCUUUCUAAUUUUGAUUCAUUAUCUUUGUAGACAUUGCGUGACAUCGUGUGUCAACACUGAAUGUUAAAAAUUAAACGCGCGGGGCACCCCGACAAUCAGUUUAAUCCCGUUUUACGCACCGGAAACAGCGCAAGUGCCACAAAUCUUGCCGGACUGAUUGUCUGCCUGCCGCGUCUGUCAUUGGAAUUUCACUGCCGAUAUUCCUAAUAUUAAUUAAGGACACUACGUCGUGUUUAGACGGCGUGGUAGUAGUUUUAGUUUAGCAUACUUUAUAGAACACUCUAAAGCCUAUGUUACAUCAUUAUAUGACCUCGUGGAUCUAGAAAAUAGGGAUAAA